Messenger RNA from Numida meleagris (helmeted guineafowl), 1787 nucleotides. RefSeq names its product methyltransferase like 27 (gene METTL27). The record is from RefSeq and is a predicted model, not a curated record. The coding region runs from base 5 to 712 and encodes 235 amino acids. The transcript has 4 exons. Lineage: Eukaryota; Metazoa; Chordata; Aves; Galliformes; Numididae.
UACGAUGCAGCUGGCGGCGGGAGUGCGGGAGCGCGUCGCGGCGGUGCACGGCGCCGCGGAGCUGUCGGAGCGGCUGCGGCUGUACGACGGCUGGGCCGGGAGCUACGAGCAGGAUGUGGCCGCGCUCGAUUACCGCGCGCCGUACCUGGCCGCCGCCUCGCUCGCCUUCGCCUUCCCCUGGCCGCCCGCCGGGGCGCGGGUGCUGGACGUGGCGUGCGGCACCGGGCUCGUAGCGCGGGAGCUGCACCGCCGCGGGUUCCGCUGCCUGCACGGCGUGGACGGCAGCGCCGGGAUGCUGGAGCUGGCGCGGGGCACCGGACUCUACCGGCAGCUGCAGCGCUGCGAGCUGGGCCGGGAGCCGCUGCCCGCGCCCGCAGAGCACUACGACGCCGUGACGCUGGUGGGGGCUCUGGGCGAGGGGCAGGUGCCGAGCUCCGCGCUGCCGGAGCUGCUGCGUGUCACCAGGGCAGGGGGCUUCCUGUGCCUGACCACCCGCAGCAACCCCUCGAACCGGCGGUACCGGGCGGAGCUGGAGGCCGCGCUGCGGCACCUGGAGCAGCGGGGCGCGUGGCAGCGCGUGCUGGCACAAGAGGUGCCGCGCUGGGAGAGGGCCACCUCCGAGGAGGAGGAGAGCAUCCAGGGCAGCGGUUACAUCUCCGGCGUGGUCUUCAUCUACCGCAAGUGCCCCAUCCCGCCCCCCGAGGACGGCUGAGACACCCGGAAGGGGCCCAGCGCAGCGCCUGGUGCUGUGCCACCCCGCAGGUGUCCCCCGUCCGAUGGCCGUGCCACCCCCUCCUGGCACCACGUUCAAACACCGGGGCUCCUUCCCAGCACCUCAGUUCCUGUCCACACCGUGACGCCCCGCAGGCCCCUCCGGCUGCACAGAGCCACCCCUGUGUCCUCGAGGUGCCCACCUCCCUCACAGCCAUGGUCAGGAUCCAGGUGGAUCCUGCCCCAUCACCCCUGUUCCAGACCCCGGCUCUGUGCCCAGAGGUGUCCCCGUGGCCACGUCCUGCAGUGACACCCCCCGACCCUACACACCGAGGUGCCAGAGACUGACCGCACCAGGAGCAGUUGUGACAGCACGACGCCCGCCCGGGGAAGUUUCCAAGCACCGUCAGCCUUUCAUCCUGCUGCACCUGCUUAAGCCCUCAUUUUCCUAUGGCUUUGUAGCUAAUGGGCUGGGUGGGAAAUGAACCUGGAAGAGGCUUCAGGGUGGCUGUUCCCCACCCUGGAGCCGCCCGGCAUCUCCUGCCCAUCCUGUUCCCCGCGCCCCUCGCGUGGUGCCUCCACCCCUUCCUCCUCCGCUGCUUCCUUGGGAAGUUUUUUACCCAAAUCUCCCACUGGAAUCUUUUUUUUUUCCUUCCCGCAGACCUGCUGCUGCUUGUCACAUUCCCAUGGAUGUGAGGAGCAUCCGUGUGAUUUCCUUCCUUGCUGCAGCUCAGCCCCAUUGGAGCAGUGGCUCUGCAGCUGUCAGGCCACACAGCGCUGUGUGCUCAUCCUGGUGCCACCGCUGCAGGAGCUGAGCCCACAGCUUUGGUGCAUCCAAGCACCCCAGGCUGGAUGUGCUGAAUGCAUUUUGUCCCCAGUACGUGUCACCCUCCCUGGCUGGGCUCUGGUGUGCAUUGUCUUCCCAUGUCCUGGUGUUGUGGUGCCAGCCCCCGCUUCCCCUCGGUGUCACAGGCACUGUCUCUUUGUCCCCAGCACUGCCCCUGAGGUGGGUGGCUGGGGCUCAUGGCUGUCCCUGUCCCAUGCUUGGCUAUUGAAUAAACCCUGUGUGCACUGCA